This is a messenger RNA of Hemiscyllium ocellatum (epaulette shark), 4746 nucleotides long. It is a transcript of the gene hpdl, whose product is annotated as 4-hydroxyphenylpyruvate dioxygenase-like. Gene Ontology annotation, molecular function: 4-hydroxyphenylpyruvate dioxygenase activity. Gene Ontology annotation, biological process: aromatic amino acid metabolic process. Bases 1 to 1242 code for a protein of 413 amino acids. The transcript is spliced from 5 exons. The record is from RefSeq and is a predicted model, not a curated record. Lineage: Eukaryota; Metazoa; Chordata; Chondrichthyes; Orectolobiformes; Hemiscylliidae.
AUGGCGGUGCAGCUUCAGCGGUUGUCCCACAUCGCCCUUCACGUGCGCGACAGCGAGCGCCUAGCGCGCGACCUCUUGCGCCGUUUCCGUUUCCAGCUGUGCGGCACGCGGCUGACGGAGCGGGCUAAGCAGAUCGCUCUGAGGAGAGGCUCCGCCGUCUUCGUGGUGAACGAGAGCCGGGCCGGCGAGCGCUCGGAGCCCGGCGGCCUCCUGUACGAUGUGGUUCCGGCCCAGGCGGUGGACAGCGCCUGUAACGUGUCCUUCGAGGUGAAGGAUGUGGAGCGGGCGACGCUGCGGCUGCACCGCCUGGGCUGCCAGGUCGUUGUCCCGCCGAGGCUGGUCGAGGAUGAGCUGGGCUGGGUCACCUACUCGGUGGUGCGCUCAGUGGUGGGCAAUAUCUCACACACUCUGAUCGACCGGAGCGGUUACCGUGGGGAAUUCCUGCCCGGCUUCGUGCAGCCGCCUUGCCCCGGGGACUGGGCUGAAGAGAGGGAGGUGUCCGGGGGGCCGGUAGCCAUCAGCCACUUCGAUCACAUCACCUACGCGUGUCCCCGGCGGCAGAGCGUUCACAUCAUGGACUGGUACCGCCGCUGCUUCGGCUUCCAGCGCUUCCUUGUCAACCGAAGUGAAGAUCUCAAUCACGGUUAUGUCAUUGAAGGAAAUAAUGUUGGUCUGCGCCUUACUGCUAUGGAGUAUUGGAAAUGCAGUGAGGUUGGCAUGUCCAUGCCCACAAAUGAACAGCAGAAAUUGGACUGCAAAUUUGUGAUAGCUGAGUCCUUAGCCAAUCAAGGUAAAAAUCAAAUUGACACAUUUUUAGAUCAGCACCUUGGAGCUGGGAUACAGCAUGUGGGCUUGUACACGACUGACAUAGUUUCAACUUGCAAGUUCCUUACAGAUGCUGGAGUUCAGUUUUUCUGUCCCCCUUCUGCAUAUUACAAUGAGACUGAGAAAUGGCAGGAGAUCAUGAAAGCAGGACAAGAUCCAGAGUUGCUUUCGCAGUACGGCAUUCUUCUGGAUUCUGACAUAGAUAAUGAGCAUUGGAAAGGAGAAGCCAAGUGUCAGGGACCAGCUAAUACAAGAUAUCUAAUGCAAACGUUCACAAAACCAAUUUUUUCUGAGGAGACCUUUUUCCUUGAGCUUAUUGAACGAAAGGGUGCUUCAGGAUUUGGAGAAGGAAAUAUCCGUGCCCUGUGGAAAUCUGUUCAGAUUUGCAUGGACCAGCAGGAGAACAAAAAUUUGUGAAAGAAAGAUCAACUAGGAAUGGGUAGGCUAAUGAUGGCAAACAGCUGAAAACUGCUACAUCGAGUGCUGUCCAUUGGCCAAAAUGCUGUCUUAUGCCAUGGGGCUUCUACUAGCCACAUUAUACAGGGGCAAAAAAUGUCUUGCAUAUAUGCACUGGAGCAGAAAGAGUGAAGCUUACAAUACAGGUUAACCAAGCCAUUAAAAUGUGAAGGGCCUCAGGAAUAUGUUUACCUGGAUUUAAUUUUUUCUCAAUUUUUCAAAAUGCAGGAAUUCUCUAACUGUCCUUUCCCUCCCACACUGACUGGAGUGAGCUACACUGCACUUUGGAACUACUGUGGUUUUUAUCUUUUAUUUUCCUUAGAUUCUGCAGUGAUUGGAUUGAGUCAGCCAAAUGAAAGUCAAAGAAUAUGAGUUCUCUGACUGGCGCUAUUAACCGGGUUCAAUUGGAGACCUGGCUGCUAAAUAUAAGUAGGGGUAACAGGCGUUCUGUUCACUAGGAGCUGGCUCUGAACUAGCUGGGCCAGUGUCAUACAUUAUGCACAUGUAAAUGAACGGUGACUUGGUGAAGGGAUACUGGCCUCCGUGGGGCUAUUUAGAUUGUUAGAUUUUUAAUCCAACAAUGUAUUAGUUGUAUUCAACACAUUUGUGUGUUUUCUAAUUAAUAUUUUUUUCCUAUCUCCUUGCAAUCAGAUAUAUUGGCUUGGAUUUUUGAGAUAAUGACGGUAAAACUGUUGGUGUUCGCAGCCAUUAUGCUGUUCGAACUGGUAGCAACUUCCUGUGUCUGCAUGUAACAUAAGAAAUAGGAGCUGGAAUGGGCCAUUUGGUCCCUCAAGCCUGCCCAGUGUUUCAAAAAGAUUUUCUCAAUAUCAACCCUCUGAAGUGCCCUCAGAAUCAUCUUUGCUUCAAUAAGAUCACCGUUCAUUUUUCAAAACUAAUGAAUAAAUGCCUAACCUGUUUAGUCAUUCUCAAUAAGUCAACCCUUUCAUGCUAGGAAUCAGCCUACUGAAUCCCUUUUGAACAGCCUCUGAUGCCAAUAUAUUCUUUUUUAAAUAAGUGGGCAAAAACUACUCAAUACACUGUGUGUGGCCGAUAGUUGUAGUAAGACUUCUCUAUUUUUAAACUCCAGUCCUUAAACAACAAUGGCCAAAAUUUAAUUUAUUGCUUUAAUUGCUAGUUUUGAAUUUUAUGCACAAGGACACCCAUAACCCCCUCUGUAUAUUCUUGGAGACUCAGUUAAAUAAUCUGUUUUUUGAUCCCUCUAAUCAGUGUAUGACCUCCUACUUCCCUUCAUUAAACUCCAGUUCGAGGCUUUUGCCCACUGGCUCAACCUAUUGAUAUCCCCUUGCAGAAUUCUUAUGUCUUCAUUACAACAUACAGUCCUAUCUAAUUUUGUAUUAUCAUUUAAUUUUGAUACAUUACACUCUGCCCCAUCUCUUAAAUCAUUAAUAUAAAUGAUAAUUAAGGGUCUGGGACUGAUCCUUGUGGGACUCUACUAGUUUUGACUUUCCAAACUGAUGAUUUUAUUUUGAAAAAAAAAAGAACAACGAAUGCUGGAAAAUCUUAGCAGGUCUGGCAGCAUCUGUUGAGAGAAAUCAGAGUUAAUAUUUCGGAUCCACUGACCCUUCCUCAGAACUGAUGGUAGCUAGUCUUUUAUACAGAAGAUAGGUUGAGGGUAAGGAGUAAAUAAUAUGUGGAGAUAGAGCUCACAAAGGAAAAAAACAGACAAAAGGUUGACCAUCAGCCUGGGAGAACGGAUGGUUACUAGUAAGGACAAUUAAUGGCCAAUGACAGGUUUUGUGUAAUAGCAGACGUUGUGAUAACAAGGCCUGCUAUGUGGAGUUUGGGGUAAGGACAUGGGAGAAGGUGCUACAAAAUGAAUAUUCAGUCCAGAAGGCUGGUGUGUACCCAAGUGGAAAAUAAGGUGUUGUUCUUCAACUUGCGCUGAGCAUUGCAACAAGCCUGAGACAGAUGUUGGCCAGGCAACACAGUGGUGUAUUGAAGGAGCAGGCAACUGAAAGUUCACGGCCUUUUUUUGCAAACAGAACAUUGGUGUUCUGCAAAAUGAACACCCAGUCUAUGCUUCGUUUCCCUCAUGUAGAGGAGACCAUAUUGUGAACAGUGACAGCUGGAGACUAGAUUGAGUGAAGUACAGUUAAACAUGCUGCUUCACCUACAAGGUGUGUUAGGCCCCUAGGAUACUGAGGAGGGAGGAAGUAAACAGAGGUGCUACACCUUCUGCAUUGCAGAGGAAGGUGUCAUGGGGUUGUGGGGAUUGUUGAGAGUGAAGAAAGAGUCCUGGAGGGAAUAGUCCUGGUGGAAGGCUGACAGGGGUGGGAUAUGUGUGUCUGAUGGUGACAUCGCACUGGAGUUGGUGAUAAUAGCAGCUAAUGAUCCUCGUUAUGUGGAUGCUGGUGGGAUGGUAGGUGAAGACAAGGGGGACCCUAUUCCUGAAGAAAGGAGGUGAGGGCUGAAAUGUGGAAGAUGGGUUAAACUUGGCUGAGGACCUUGUCAACUACAGUGCUCGGGAUUCCUCAGUGGAGAAGGAAGAUGGCUAUCUCAGAUAACUACUCGUCAAAGGUGGCAUCAUCAGAACAGAGUUGGAGGAACAGGCGGAAUGGAAUAGAGUCUUACAGAAGGCAGGGUGUGCGGCUGUAUCAUCAGUUAGUUUUGUAGUGGAUAUUGGUGCCCUAAUUGAUAAAUUUCAAGAUGCUUUGUGUUUUGUUUAUAGCUCUGUGCUGGCCUUUUCAAUGCUUUAUACACAUACAUCCAAGUCAUUCUCUGAAUUUCUCAAUAUUUUUUGCAGACUAAAAGAGGUUUUAAUUCAUUCAGAGCCUGUUGCUUGCACAAAGUUAAAAUUCAGCCUUUUAUUCCCUCCUGACAGCUUACUUUCUCAUUGAGUUUGUCAGUAAACUUGGGUACCUUAUACUGAGUUCCUUUGUCUAAGCCAUUAAUAGGCUCCAGUGAAUGUGCAAGAACAGCUCACAGGAUUACUCCUUUGGUAUUUUUUUCUCUAGCAAAAUUGGAAUUUUAGCAGAGAAGAAAUUGGACCUACAUUCCCUAUUGGUGCAAGACAUAGCUGUGUUCUAUAUACUGUACUGAUCGGAGAUAUUUUUAAAUCAUUGUCAUCAAGUUGCAGCCUCUUUUGUCUAUUUUUAAAAAACCCUCAGAUGGAAAAUGUUUUUCCACAGUACUUCUCAUUGAAAAUCAUCACAAGCCCUUACCUAUUUAACAUACUAAUUGGAACAUUCUAGUUAAUGGACUUUUGCCUUAAUCCUUUGUGUGCAUUUGGAACACAAACCCAGGUGAUUUUUAAAAAUCUAAUUAAUGUCUUAAGGUUCAAGACUGUUAACUUAUUAAAUUUGCUACUGUUUGGCCAUGUAACUCUGGGUAAUGGUUUGCUUUGAGAUAACAUUCUGAUGAGAUCUUCAUUUUAAUAUGUAUUCAGCAUUUUCUGGGGAAUUGGAAUAUUUUUUUAAAAACUGUGCACUUAUCAAUCUGCAAUUU